Alternaria alternata is the source of this 1007-nucleotide messenger RNA. RefSeq lists its product as hypothetical. NCBI's taxonomy places the organism in Eukaryota, Fungi, Ascomycota, Dothideomycetes, Pleosporales, Pleosporaceae. The coding region runs from base 134 to 973 and encodes 279 amino acids. The record is from RefSeq and is a predicted model, not a curated record. Gene Ontology annotation, cellular component: mediator complex. The transcript has 4 exons.
GGUCACUCUUCUCACUUCACUCAGGGCAAGCCUCAAAGAUUCACAUUAUCGCAUGAUAUUACUAUAUAUUUUUUAUUCUUGAAUCGCCUUCGCAUUAACGUUUGUGACUUUUCGCUUCUAUUAACAUUAUCCUAUGGGUGCUACUGAAGGCGCAGCGCAACCCGGCGCUGGCUGGGACGAAGCGCAAUGUACAGCAGCACUCGCACAAUUGGAGCAGCUCCAGGCGCAGAUCAACGACAUGCGCCUAGCUAUCCCGCGCAUCAUCGAGCCUUUCCAUCGUCCUCGGAGUUCCGCGACUUAUAAGCUAUAUGUUGAGGGCGUGAAGGGUUCCCAGAACAACCUGAAUGCGCUCACGAAACAAUGGAAAGACCCCGAUAUGCAGAGCACAUUCGAGCACGUCAAGCAAAGCUUCGGCGCAAAUGCGGAUCUAUCGGAAAGCGUCUCCAUGCCCUCCCACGGAUGGGUAGAAAGAGCACGGAAGGCAAAGGAGUCGUCAAAGAGCAAGGGAUCUGAAAACGUAGAUGAUGCCGGUGCCACACUCACUGAAGAGGAUGUAUCUCGAAUCGUGGUGGAUUUCCGCAAGGCACACCCAACUCUAAAAGUGGAGGCACAAGAUGAUGAUCGCAGCAUAUAUAUGCAGUUCGUUUCCGGUUCUCUCAUGCUGAAAUUCCGUAUUGGCAUCGAGCGCGAAGCAAACGGACGCUACAAACUUAACGCCGAGUGCUUGGGUACAACAGAGCCCUUUUUGGCCAUCACAAGAUGCAUUGCAUCUCGGCCAAAUGCUGACGAUUUGAGAUAUCUACUGGAUAUGAUUGCUGCAUACAAGACCGUGAAAGGAACUUCGUGUGCCAGGUGUGGAAAACUUCUCGACAAGUCGGCACUGACACCCACCGCAAGACGAAGCAAACAGGUCGCCAGCACGACUGAGACUCCUCAAACUAUAUGGGAAGCGACCCACGAAGGCUGCAUCUGAAAGACUUUUUCCAAUUAGCAAGGCAUUACGACAC